CAUGAUAGCCCACUGAAUACCUUUUUAAAGCUCUGCCGUGACAACAGCAGGUUGAAUAUAAUGAACAAUGUUAAAAAUGGGGAUGCGCAACGACAAAGCUGGGGAAUGAGAAAUCGCCUGGAAAACCGACUGGCUGUAAUUACUGAAUGCCAGUUCUGUCUCAGUUGGCUUUUGAACAAAG
Podarcis lilfordi (Lilford's wall lizard) is the source of this 181-nucleotide messenger RNA. The record is from the annotation of a GenBank genome assembly. Lineage: Eukaryota; Metazoa; Chordata; Lepidosauria; Squamata; Lacertidae.